UUUUUUUUUGUCUGAGAGGUCUCUUCCUCAACUACUCGGAAUGAAUCUCGGAGUGAAGAUGGUGCAGAAGAAGGUGGCGGUUCUCUACCAUUACCCUUGCCAUGAUGGUGUAUUCGCCGCCUUGGCAGCUCAUCUCUACUUCGCAGCGAACUCAACCCCUUCCCUCUUCUUCCCAAACACAGUCUACUCUCCAAUCACAAUCAGCCAGCUUCCUCUCCAAGACAUCAGCCAUCUCUAUCUUCUCGAUUUCACAGGACCGCCUGGCUUCGUCCAACAAGUCUCUCCCAAAGUCGACAGUGUAGUCAUCCUCGACCACCACAAAACUGCUAUUGAUACCCUCGGUGAUGUCUCUACCACUUGCAAGAACGUUACCAAAGUUUUGGAUAUAACAAGAAGCGGUGCGACCAUUGCCUUUGACUAUUUUACUCAGAAGCUGAAGGAAGAGACUCGAGGAAACUGCAGAGAGAUGAGUGAUUUCAAGAGGAUGAGGCGUGUUUUCGAGUACAUUGAAGAUGCUGAUAUCUGGAAGUGGAAGCUACCAGAAAGCAAAGCGUUCAACAGUGGGAUCAUAGACUUAGGGAUCGAAUACAAUUUCAAUCAGAACAGUUCACUGUUUCAGCAGCUGCUCUCGUUGGAUCAUGACAGUGUGAUCAACAGAGGAAAAGAGAGUUUGUGUAGGAAACAUAAACUGAUCCACGAGGCGCUGGAACAUUCCUAUGAGAUUGUUCUUGGAGGUGCUGAAGAGUUUGGUCGGUGUUUGGCUGUAAAUGGAGACGAGAUUGCCGAGCUUAGAAGCGAGCUAGGGAAUCAUUUGGCGGAGAAGAGCAAGAAUCUGAAACUCAGAGGUGUUGGAGCUGUUGUUUACAGAGUUCCAGAGCUUGGGGAUGAGACCAAACUGAAGAUAAGUUUGAGGAGUGUUGCAGAAGAAGACACAACAGUGGUUUCUCAGAGAUUCGGAGGUGGUGGUCAUAAAAACGCAAGCUCCUUCCUGUUAAGCUCAACAGAGUUCGAGCAAUGGAAAGUGAAAAGAAACUCUUGUUGUAAUACAUUAAACUAGAGAUGUUUUUUCAUUUUAAUUCUACAUGGAAUGCUAACUUGAACCGGUUUGGUUUACGCAUUGACAUUGAUAAUACAUCUGGUUUUGUAUUGUUUCUUUAGUCUCAAUUCAUGAAUCAGUUUCUUCUUAUGUGA
Molecule: messenger RNA, 1191 nt
Organism: Brassica napus (rape)
Lineage: Eukaryota; Viridiplantae; Streptophyta; Magnoliopsida; Brassicales; Brassicaceae
Exons: 2
Coding region: 41-1057 (338 amino acids)
Source: RefSeq, a predicted model, not a curated record